UGGUGACUUUACCGAAAGAACCAAGAAUAUGAAUCCCUUUUUAACACGUAGGCUUUCGCCCUGCAGUCACGAAAGCUUUAAAUCAAAAGAUGCCAUCUGGUCGAAAGCCUGCGUGAGGGUGGAUAUUUCCGGCGGCAGGAUGGCAAGAAAUGCUGCAAGGGCAUCGUCGCCGAGGGCAGCAGGCAACGCCCACAGCGCCUCCGUCUCCGUCCAUCCCGCCAGUCGCCACUGGUAGCCGCGAACUCCUUAAUGAAGGGAAGCCGAUGUCGGAGAGCCGGGAUGUCCAUCGGCGCCGACGGCGCGCCUUAAAUUUUGGCGGGCUGUGCGCUCCGGGCCGGCGACAAAAUUGCGGCCAAAAGCGCGGGCUGUGCCGCCGAGUUUCCAGCCCUGUUGCGAAAUGGCGGAUGGGUCGCCGUCCACGAGCAGCGUCGCCACUCCGUCCUUCACCGGCGAGACCGAUGGGGUGAUAUCCGUGAGGAGCGAGGCCGCAGCGUGGAGGAGCUCUGCGAGGCGACCGUGCGCCUCCCGGAGGGACGCCUCCGCCGACGGCAAAGCAUCGAGUGGCCGGCUGGCGUCCUGCUCCGCUGGCAGCGUCUCCACCGCAUCCUCCGAAGCUGUAGGCGGCACGAGGUUCUCGCUGUCCGACGUCCUGAAUAAAUGACAUGGAGCAGAGACUGAAUACAACACCCGCUGCUAGAAGGCACCAAUGCGACCAGUCUCCAUAUGGCACGAAUGCCACUGGACACAUGAAUCUGCAACAGAAAUUGCACACGACCAAGAAGCCCUUCAAGUGCACGGUGUGUGAAAAGUCAUUUGGACAGUCAUCACAUCUUAAAGAUCACCAGAGAAUACACACAGGGGAGAAACCCUUCAAGUGCAAUGUGUGUGGAAAGGCAUUUGCAGAGUCAGGAAGUGUUCAGAAACAUCAGCGAACACACUCAGGAAAGAAGCCCUUCAAGUGCACUGUGUGUGAGAAGGCAUUUAGACAGUCAUCACAUCUUCAAAUUCACCAGAGAACACACACAGGCGAGAAGCCCUUCAAGUGUACAGUAUGUGGGAAGGCAUUUGCAGUAUCAGGCAGUUUUCAGACACAUCAGAAAACACACUCAGGCGAGAAGCCCUUCAAGUGCACUUUGUGUGAGAAGGCAUUUAAACUGUCAUCACAUCUUAAAAUUCACCAGAUAACACACACAGGUGAGAAGCCCUUCAAGUGUACUGUGUGUGGUAAAGGGUUUACACAAUCAGGAUCUCUUACUGCUCACCAGAGACAACACACGGGCGAGAAGCCCUUCAAGUGCACUCUGUGUGAGAAGGCAUUCAAACUGUCAUCAUAUCUUCAAAUUCACCAAAGAACACACACAGGCGAGAAACCCUUCAAGUGUACUGUGUGUGGUAAAACCUUUACACAAUCAGGGUCUCUUAUCGUUCACCAGAGACAACAUACAGGCAAGAAGCCCUUCACAUGCACUAUCUGUGGAAAUGCUUUUGCAGAGUCAGAAAGUUUACAAAAACAUCAAAGAACACACACAGGCAAGAAGCCCUUCAAAUGCACUGUGUGUGAGAAAGCAUUUGGGGUGUCAGCAUAUCUUCAAAGACACCUGAAAACACACACAGGCAAAAAGCCCUUCAAGUGCACUGUGUGUGGGAAGGCAUUUGCACGAUCAGAAGGCCGAAAUAGACAUGAGAAGACACACAAGGAGACGGAGGUGGAAUCGAGAAGUGAACGUGAACGUGCUGAAUUUAGCCCAUUUCGCAUGGAACAAGAACCAGAAGGCAUCCCCAGUUUUGAAACAUGGCCAGGAGUGAAGGUGGAAUGUGAAGACGUGAAGUUGGAGUAUGAAGAAGUGAAGGUGGAAUAUGAAGAAGUGAAGGUGGAAUAUGAAGAAGUGAAGGUGAAAAGUGAAAAUGAAGAUUCAACUCCAGAACCCGACGUCCAGAUGGAUGGAGGCAGCGUGAAGCAGGAGGAUGAUUCAGACUGAGGGAGAGUGAGGCAACCCCCAGGAGUUGUACAUGUGGAGGUGCGAGUGGAGUUUUUGGGGGAGUAGUGGUGUAGUGGUUAGCGAACUGCUGUACAAACCUUGAUGACCCAAGUUCGAUUCCCGUUCAGGUCCACCAAUACGUGUGUUGAUUAUCUGAACCGGUCCUGGGCCUCCCCUAGGUCGAUUCAGCCUAACAUGAGUACC
Molecule: messenger RNA, 2183 nt
Organism: Petromyzon marinus (sea lamprey)
Lineage: Eukaryota; Metazoa; Chordata; Hyperoartia; Petromyzontiformes; Petromyzontidae
Biological process (GO): transmembrane transport; regulation of transcription by RNA polymerase II
Cellular component (GO): nucleus; membrane
Molecular function (GO): DNA-binding transcription factor activity, RNA polymerase II-specific; RNA polymerase II cis-regulatory region sequence-specific DNA binding; transmembrane transporter activity
Source: RefSeq, a predicted model, not a curated record